Messenger RNA from Aspergillus sclerotioniger CBS 115572, 2526 nucleotides. RefSeq names its product putative MFS transporter. The record is from RefSeq and is a predicted model, not a curated record. The transcript is spliced from 9 exons. The coding region runs from base 1 to 2526 and encodes 841 amino acids. Gene Ontology annotation, molecular function: transmembrane transporter activity. Gene Ontology annotation, biological process: transmembrane transport. Lineage: Eukaryota; Fungi; Ascomycota; Eurotiomycetes; Eurotiales; Aspergillaceae.
AUGGCGACCGAAAAAGACACCACGGAAAUUACAGCCGGAGAGGCCACAACCGCUUCUUCUCUCCAGUCGGCAGACAACGGAGUCGUCAAUAAUGCGGAUGGCAAACGCCCACCUCCGCUACUCGCCAAGCUGAUUGCCGUACUCCUCAUUUCGUGUAUUAGCUUCGGCUCGCACUGGAGCAGUGGCGUUACAGGCGCAAUGAAAAGUACCUUGAAAAAGGAAUUGCACAUCACAAACACCCAAUAUUCCCUUCUGACAGCAAGUGAGGACUUUAUGGCAACCGCUCUUCUUCUCGUUGGUGGUAUCGUCACGGAUCGAGUAGGAGGUGCUCGGAUGAUCGUAUAUGGAAAUGCCGUUUAUACCAUCGGCUCCAUCUUAGUCGCCGCUGCGACCACGGUUCGAUCCUUCAAGUUUAUGGUCGGUGGAAGGAUUAUCCUUGCCUUUGGGGACAUUGCAACCCAAACAGCUCAGUACAAGAUGUUUUCAUCAUGGUUCGCGCCAAGCAAUGGGUUCGCUUCCACUCUCGGCUUUGAACUGGCGAUUGGCAAGAUUGGAGGUUUCGUUGGAAAGUCAACGGCCAACAUUAUCGCCAAGAAUACGGGCAACUUCGCCUGGGUCUUUUGGACUUCUGUCUUCAUGAACCUGUUCACCAACGCCGCAACAUGCUUCUUCUGGGUGUUCAACCGUUACUGCGAUCGGAACUACCGGGGUCGUGAGGAUACUGCGACCCAGGAGACCCUGACUGAGAGGAACAAGAAGUUCGAGGUUCGCAAAAUGUUCCAGCUCCCGUGGAUGUUCUGGGCUGUCCUCGCCUUUUCGAUGUUCCAGACCAGCACUGCUAGCGUUUUCAGCUCGAACGCCACAGAAUUGGCAGAGAAACGAUUUAAUGUCGACGCGAUCAAGGCAGGAUGGUACAGCGCAUUGGCUCAAUAUGCUGUAUGCGUGUGCGGACUCGGCAUCUUCAUCAGUAUGGUGCUGGUGAACUUCGCCACAACCAGCCAAGGCACGGCGGCAGCAUUCGGGAUGUACGCGGUCGCGGUGUCCCUGGGUCCGACAUCAAUUAUCGACGGCAUUCGCACGACAUUGUGGCAUCAAUCCGUCUUUGGUACUGCAUACUCACUCAAGGUUACCAUGAACAACGCGAUGUCCAUCAUCAUUGGAAUCAUCACUGGUGCUCUCCAAGACGCCGAUAAUGAUUCUUACCGCCGAUCUGUGCGAGUUUAUCUUUUCCUAGCCAUUUGUUGCUCGAUCAUCUCCCUCCUUCUCCUAGCCGGCUCGAUAUUCGGCCGGAGCCUGGCUCCCUUGCAAUGGACCCGCAAGCAACGCCUGACCGUGGGGCCGGAGUUUAUUAGUGAGCUUCGGGAGUAUCAUCUGGGAACACACUACCAACGUAUUCCCAAACACCCGGCGCUUCACGUCAAGGCCUACCCGCCGAGAUCGCCGGGCAAAGACUUGAUGCCAAUGCGUCUUCCACUCGAAAUAAUCCAACUCAUCAUUGAGUCGAUUAUACCGCCAAACCCGCCAGUGGCCUAUCCUAUCUUUUCGGGAGAAAUCGACACGUUAGUUAACCUGACGUUUAUAGCCAGCCGGCUUCUGAUCAAUCACUGCCUUUUGAUCGACGAUGAGGACUUGUUGAAGCGCCUGCUGGAAUGCAAACCACCGGCCCUAAUUGAUCAAAGGUUGGUUGGGCCCGGCGCGGAUGUCCAGAAGAAUGUAAAUACUGGACUGGUACUGGCACUGCUCGAGCCCGAUAGGCCUACUGUUGCGCAACAUAUAGACACGCUGUCAUUCUAUCUCUGUCGCCGUCUGACCCGGCUCGUGAUCGAUUUACCGUUGCGCUUCUAUCAUCCCUCACUAGAUGGUAUUGAGGUCCGCCCAAUGCUCCGUAAGGCGUUCUUACGCUUGACGCAUUUGGAAGAAUUUUGCUCGGCCGCAGAUGAUCUCUGCCUUGACACACAAAGGCUGCCUUUCAUCUGGGAGACUCACUCGGAUCAGCUUCGGGGAGAAGACUAUGAACCGGCGGUUUGGUCACUAUGGCCUCGUCUGCGCCGCCUCGCACUGUGCGAGGUUGAUGUGACGUCCAUGCAAUUCAUCGACGGGCUCCGUCGGUGCUCCAACCUAACACAUUUGGUCCUCGUUGCGCCUUCUGGCUUGGACAGACCUGUCCGACCUGGUUGGCAGACAACGGACUUCCUGCCAUCACUCGAACGGCUUUUGAUUGUAGAUUCGGUCGAUGAGUUCGUGAUGGUUGGAGGCAAGGACAAUCUCGGAGAAGAUUCGGGGUUCGUGCGACAACUGUUCCAGUGCUACAAGUCCCGAGAGAAGGGAAAGCAGAAGGAGUGUAGCAAGGACGACACGGGUGUGGCCUUCGAAUCGCUCGUCAAGAAAAUCGCCUUUCCAGUGCCAGAGUACCGGAAGGGGGACGACGACAUCAUCUGCCAUGGAUGGCUUCUCGACGCGAGUAUAGACGGGACCAUCUGGACGGAGCCCUAUGGGAUCGGCAGGCGAUAUCUGACUUAUUCUUGA